Messenger RNA from Oryzias melastigma (Indian medaka), 626 nucleotides. Its product is annotated as KH domain-containing, RNA-binding, signal transduction-associated protein 3. Gene Ontology annotation, biological process: regulation of alternative mRNA splicing, via spliceosome. The record is from RefSeq and is a predicted model, not a curated record. Bases 222 to 626 code for a protein of 134 amino acids. Lineage: Eukaryota; Metazoa; Chordata; Actinopteri; Beloniformes; Adrianichthyidae. The transcript is spliced from 4 exons. Gene Ontology annotation, molecular function: mRNA binding. Gene Ontology annotation, cellular component: nucleus.
GGUCUGCAUGCGGCGCGAGGCGGAGCAGCUGUAGUCAGACGGGAUGAAAGCUGCCGCGCGCUUUUAAAGCGCCCGUUCUGUGUGCGCGCGAGGACGGAGGGAUGCUGUUGUAGCGCGAGCGCGGAGACAGCGGAGCUCGCGGGUUCGUCAGUCACAUUCCCAGCUUUUGUUAGAGCACCUGAGGAGGAGCCAGAGGAGGAGGAGGUGGAGGAGGAACACACAUGGAGACCGACAAGAUCCUACCGGAGCUGCAGGCGGAGAAGGACGCGCUGGACCCGGCCUUCCAGCACUGUCUGCGGCUGCUGGAGCGAGAGAUUGAAAAGAAUCAGAGAGACGAGGGGAAGGAAGAGGAGAAAUUCAUCGACGUCGUCAUCAACAAGAACAUGAAACUGGGCCAGAAAGUUUUAAUUCCAGUCAAGCAGUUUCCUAAAUUUAACUUUGUGGGCAAACUCCUGGGGCCGCGUGGGAACUCGUUAAAGAGGCUGCAGGAGGACACCCUCACAAAGAUGUCCAUCCUGGGAAAAGGAUCCAUGAGAGACAAAGAGAAGGCUGCAAAUGACUUCAACAAAAGUGGGAAGUGUGAGCAGGAAUCUGUGGAUAUGAGCGUCUUCAGAGGCUCACGUUGA